Messenger RNA from Rattus norvegicus (Norway rat), 1342 nucleotides. It is a transcript of the gene Ankrd16, whose product is annotated as ankyrin repeat domain 16. The coding region runs from base 54 to 1166 and encodes 370 amino acids. Gene Ontology annotation, cellular component: cytoplasm; nucleus. The record is from RefSeq and is marked provisional. NCBI's taxonomy places the organism in Eukaryota, Metazoa, Chordata, Mammalia, Rodentia, Muridae. Gene Ontology annotation, biological process: tRNA modification. The transcript has 8 exons.
GGAAGACUGGACGUGGGUCUUCCUCUUACUUUUGUCCACCCUGGUCCAGGGCGAUGGCUCCGCCUGGGGAUCCGAGGCGUCUCUGCAGGCUGGUGCAGGAGGGCCAGCUGCGCGCCCUGCGGGAAGAGCUGGAGGUAGCUGGAGGUUGCUGGGAUCCAGAGAUGUUCCGAGGCAGCCAAGGGCCAGCUGGGGACACCCUUCUCCACUUCGCAUCACGCCACGGGCGCCAGGACAUCCUAGCGUACCUAGUGGAGGCUUGGAGUAUGGACAUCGAGGCCGCCAACCGAGACUACAAGCGGCCUCUGCACGAAGCUGCCUCAAUGGGCCACCGGGACUGCGUGCGCUACCUCCUGGGCCGAGGUGCAGUGGUGGACUCCUUGAAGAAGGCGGACUGGACUCCUCUGAUGAUGGCUUGCACAAGGAAGAACCUUGAGGUGAUCCAGGACCUUGUAGAACACGGUGCCAACCCACUCCUGAAGAACAAGGAUGGCUGGAACAGUUUCCACAUUGCCAGCAGGGAAGGCGACCCUGUGAUCCUCCGGUACUUGCUCACUGUCUGCCCAGACGUUUGGAAAACAGAGAGCAAAAUCAGAAGAACUCCUUUACACACUGCAGCAAUGCACGGCUGUUUCGAAGCAGUCCAGGAGCUUCUUGAGAGAUGUCACUAUGAACCAGACUGUAGAGACAACUGUGGCGUCACACCCUUCAUGGAUGCAAUUCAGUGCGGCCAUGUCAGCAUAGCCAAGCUGCUCCUUGAAAACCACGAGGCUUGCUCUUCAGCUACAGAUAGUCUGGGGGCCCAGGCUCUACACCGAGCAGCAGUCACUGGGCAGGAUGAAGCCAUCCGAUUCCUGGUGUGCGGUCUUGGCAUUGAUGUCGAUGUGAGAGCAAAGUCAAGCCAGCUCACAGCACUUCUUUAUGCAGCGAAGGAAGGACAGACGAGCACAGUUCAAACUCUGUUGUCCUUGGGUGCCGACAUCAACUCCACAGAUGAACGAAAUCGCUCAGCCCUGCAUCUGGCCUGUGCAGGUCAGCACGCGGCUUGCGCCAGGUUCCUCCGACAGUCAGGGCUGAAGGAUUCUGCAGACCUAACAGGCGCCUUGGCCCAGCAACUCACGAGGGGCGUGGCUAUCCUUCAGGACUUUGACCCCGGCGUGAAGUCAUAAGGAUGCUUGGAGACGGAGGCUGCGGAGUGCGUGGUCAUUCACGCCAUGCUUCUUCAGUUGCUGACGGAUCAAUGUGCUGCAGUAGCUGUUUGAAAUCCCCGCCUGGACUGCCACACAUUUAUGGAACUGUGCUGUGACUUGGCAUUUGUAAGUGAAAUAAACCUUUCUCCAGGGUU